AUGAAGGAUGCCGAAGCAGACUCGGCAGAACCAGUCGUCAUUCCCGAUCCCGAGGUCAAGAGCGACCCUGUGCCAGUCGCGAAAUCCAAGUCGGUCACCGUAGACCCUGACGGAACCACCCAAGAGAUUCUGCUGCCCGUUGCAAUGACUGCCGCCGCUACCAACCUGCAACGCCCACACCCCUCGAUCGACCGGUUGCAAGAUUCCAAGUCUAAGGAACGAAGACGCGCCGGCACCCCGCCACUACUGAAGGGCCGCAAGGGCAAGGUCGCCGAGACGCAAGGCGAUGAUCAGGAGAUGAAGAUCGUGGACCCAGUUCGGGCCGCGCUAACAUGGAAAGAGGAGGAGAUAACGAUUUACGACCCGGAGGAUGAUGAAGACGACGGCACGGGUAUCAACGGAGUCGGCUUCAUGCCGACGGCCGCCAUGGCCUACGCGCGGACACAGAAGCGCCGCCUGCAGCUGGCCGAGUACAAGAAGCGGGAGGAGAGCGAGGCUAGGGCCCGGCGCAGUCAGCGUAGACGGGGCAGCGGCGCCGAUCUGGGCUCCAAGCUGGACUCCAAGUCAUCUGGCAGCGGCGGCGGCGUGCGCAAGGUCCGCUUUACGGAAGCGGAGCCCAAUCGGGUUGUGACGCAUGUAUAA
This is a messenger RNA of Colletotrichum spaethianum, 642 nucleotides long. RefSeq lists its product as uncharacterized. The coding region runs from base 1 to 642 and encodes 213 amino acids. Lineage: Eukaryota; Fungi; Ascomycota; Sordariomycetes; Glomerellales; Glomerellaceae. The transcript has a single exon. The record is from RefSeq and is a predicted model, not a curated record.